CCUGGUCGCCUGGGCGUGCCGUAGAGGCCGCCAGUCGCGGCGAUCUUCUCGCGUCUGGGGCGUCGUCGUCACCAUGUCCCUAACGGCCUCGGCGGGCCGGGGCCUGGGGGCCAUGUGGUCCCCAACCCACGUGCAGGUGACGGUGCUGCAGGCGCGGGGCCUGCGGGCCAAGGGCCCCGGGGGCACGAGCGACGCGUAUGCGGUGAUCCAGGUGGGCAAGGAGAAGUACGCCACCUCGGUGUCAGAGCGCAGCCUGGGCGCGCCCGUGUGGCGCGAGGAGGCCACCUUCGAGCUGCCGCCGCUGCUGUCCUCCGGGCCCGCGGCCGCCGCCACCCUGCAGCUCACCGUGCUGCACCGCGCGCUGCUCGGCCUCGACAAGUUCCUGGGCCGCGCCGAGGUGGACCUGAGGGAGCUGCACCGUGACCAGGGCCGCAGGAAGACUCAGUGGUAUAAGCUGAAGUCCAAACCAGGAAAGAAAGACAAGGAGCGAGGAGAAAUUGAAGUUGACAUCCAGUUUAUGAGAAACAACAUGACUGCCAGCAUGUUUGACCUUUCCAUGAAAGACAAAUCUCGGAAUCCAUUUGGAAAACUGAAGGACAAGAUCAAGGGGAAGAAUAAGGACAGUGGGUCAGACACCGCCUCUGCCAUCGUCCCCAGCACGACACCCUCAGUCGACAGCGAUGAUGAGUCUGUGCCCAAAGACAAGAAAAAGAAAUCAAAGAUCAAGACCCUGUUUUCCAAGUCAAAUCUGCAGAAAACGCCCCUUUCCCAGUCCAUGUCUGUCCUGCCGACUUCAAGGCCAGAAAAAGUGCUGCUUCGUCCCGGAGACUUUCAGUCCCAGUGGGAGGAAGAUGACAAUGAGGAUGAGUCCUCCUCGGCCUCAGACGUCAUGUCACACAAGAGAACAGCGAGUACGGAUCUUAAGCAACUGAACCAGGUCAAUUUCACCCUUCCCAAGAAGGAAGGACUUUCCUUUCUUGGUGGCCUUCGGUCUAAGAAUGACGUCCUUUCCCGCUCUAAUGUCUGUAUCAAUGGGAACCAUGUUUACCUGGAGCAGCCAGAAGCCAAGGGUGAGACCAAGGACAGCAGCCCGUCUUCCUCCCCAUCCCCCCAGGGCUUCAGGAAGAAGCAUUUGUUCUCAUCUACUGAGAACCUGGUGGCACGGUCUUGGAAGGAGCCUGCUGAAGGAGGUGGACUGUCCUCUGACAGGAGGCUCUCUGAAUCUUCCACCAAGGACUCCCUGAAGUCUAUGACCCUGCCGUCCUACCGACCUGCCCCUCUGGUCAGUGGGGACCUCAGGGAAAACACGGCCCCUGCAAGCUCGGAGGCCCCAAAAGAAGCCAAAGAGAGCAAGAAGCCAGAGAGCAAGAGGUCUUCUUUGCUGUCUCUGGUGACGGGGAAGAAGGACGUGGCUAAGGGUAGUGAAGGUGAAAACCCUCUCACCGUCCCAGGGAGGGAGAAGGAAGGCACGCUGAUGGGGGUUAAGCUGGGGGAGGAUGCACCCGGGCCUGCUGAAGAAGCUGUGAGAAGAUCCGAGAAAGAUACUGCGACUAUUGUCUCCAGACCGGGCAGCUCACUGAACCCCUUUGAAGAUGUGGAGAUCACAGAACUGGAAGCUGAGCCAGAGGCCAAGUCUGAACCGAAACCUCCAAUUCCCUCUGCAAGGGCUCCCCAGACCAGAGCUGUCAAGCCCCGACUGGAAGUGUCUCCGGAGGCGCAACCCACAGCCAGGCUUCCUUCCCCCACUGACUCCCCUUCCUCCCCUCCUCCUCUCCCUUCUAGUUCUGGCCAGGCACCUGUCCCCUCUGCACUGGGACGUGGUGCAGACACACAGUCCUCUGAGAGUCUUUCUGUCUUCUCCUCUGUCUCAUCUCCCAUAGCAGCUCCCAUUUCCACAUCUACUCCAAUUGAAAGCUGGCCUCCCACAGACAGGGGCCAGGCCAAGUCUGAAGAACCACCCUUGCUCCCUGAGGCAGAGUGGCAACGGGAGAGUGUAACACCAGUUCUAAAUUCCGGUUCUUCUGCCCUGGGACCACUUUCCGAACAGCCACCCAUUCCAGCGAAUAAAGAGGCAGAAGAUGCUCCAAUGGGCAGGACCUGUGAAACAGGCACAGAGAAGAACACCGGUAGCCUUGAGUCAGAGGAGUCUCUCCUGGAGCAGCCUGAAGUGGGACAGCAAAAGGGAGAACUUCCGAGGUUUCCCUGCAGAAAACAAGACUACAGCUCAACAUCUGGAGAGGCCCGAGAGGUACCAUCUGCCCUUUCACUCAGCAGUGAUGGAGCGGCGAGCCCUGCUGGGGAGCUUGCAGCAGGAGGAGACCGAGACUUAGAGAGUCAGGCUGGGUCUCUCGCGGAGAGCAAACCUAGGGGUGCAGUUGAAGAAGCGGCGCCCCCUCUUCCGGUGGGAGAAUGGGUCCCCUCCAUUGAUUCCAUGAUGCGGAAGCUGGAAGAGACGGGUCUGAACCUCGGUGAGGACCAGAAGAAAACCAAGAAGCGUGUGUCGUUCUCUGAGCAGCUCUUCACGGAAGAGGCAGUGGAGAGAGCCGCCCCACUGGUGGAAGAACACAGCAGUUGUCCCCAGGAGGUGACCGCUGCAUGGGCUGUCGCUGGAAACCCAUCUGACAGGGAACCUCCUGCUUCUCCCCAUGCAGAGGACUCAGAGAGGGAAUCGGCGACCACGCCUGGGCCAGCGACUUGCGGUACGCCAGCCUCCCUGGCUGAUCACCUCCUCCUCCCCUCCCAGGAGGAUAGUUUCUCCGAAGGCCCCAUGAGAGAAGCAAGCUCAGCAAAAGACACACCACUCUUUAGGACAGAGGGAGGUGAUGCCUUUGUGACUCAGUAUCAGAGCAAGGCCAGUGACCACGAAGGUUUAUUGUCUGAUCCCUUGAGUGACCUUCAGUCUGCCUCAGAUUUUAAAUCUCCAAUCAUGGCCGAUCUGAACUUAAGCCUUCCUUCCAUUCCUGAAGUUGCAUCAGAUGAUGAAAGAGUAGAUCAGGUUGAAGAUGACGCACAGGCUAAAGAUGAUGGAGAGACAGCAGAGUUGUCAACUCUGGACGUAGGAGCUUUGUCCCCAAACAUGGUACUCCCUUGUCCAGAGAAGGGAAAGGAGCCGAGUGGCGAGGCAGAUGGGUUGGCGGUGGGGGAGAGCCUGCGUGAUUUCAGGCCACAAGCACCCCAAGCAUCUGUCACAGCUCCUUCAGAGCAGACCACAAGGUUCGGAAUUCACAAACCACAUCUUGGCAAGAGUUCAAGCUUGGAUAAACAGCUGCCAGGCCCCAAUGGUGGCGAGGAAGAAAAACCAAUGGGAAAUGGGAGUCCAAGCCCGCCUCCUGGCACGUCCCCGGAGAAUCCUGUACCCAACCCCUCCCCUUCUGAGACCUUUCCUGCCACACACUCUUUCACCAGCUCUGCACAUUCUGACACUUACCACACUAGCACAGCAGAAUCUCAAAAAAAAGCCACAGCAGAGGGCUCCGCUGGUAGAGUUGAGAAUUUUGGCAAGAGGAAGCCACCCCUCCAGGCCUGGGUCUCACCCUCGGAGACACAUCCAAUCUCAGCUCAGCUGAGCGCUGGAACAGCGCCAGCCAAGCACAGACCUCAUCCUGUGAAGCCAAUGAACACAACAGCUACCAAGAUUGCUAACUCCAGCUUGGGAACUGCGACCAUCAUCAGUGAGAACUUGAACAACGAGGCCAUGAUGAAGAAAUACAGCCCCUCGGACCCUGCAUUUGCCUACACGCAGCUGACCCAUGAUGAGCUGAUCCAGCUGGUCCUCAAACAGAAGGAAACAAUAAGCAAGAAGGAGUUCCAGGUCCGCGAGCUGGAGGACUACAUUGACAACCUGCUCGUCAGAGUCAUGGAAGAAACCCCUAACAUCCUCCGCAUCCCAACCCAGGUUGGCAAAAAAGCAGGAAAGAUGUAAAUCAGCAGGAAAAAACCACCAAGACAUUUCUGACAGUUCGCUUUCAUCUGCUCCCGGGGUCAAGGACUUGCUCUGCCUGAUAACCAGCCAGCAGGCUCCAAAUUGCCAUCUCCCUUGCGUGUUAUCGGCAAGAGUGAAUUCUACCAAUGGAAGCCAGGCUAAUGAUUACAAUGAAUCUUUUACUGUA
This is a messenger RNA of Cebus imitator (Panamanian white-faced capuchin), 4109 nucleotides long. RefSeq names its product RAB11 family interacting protein 1 (gene RAB11FIP1). NCBI's taxonomy places the organism in Eukaryota, Metazoa, Chordata, Mammalia, Primates, Cebidae. Gene Ontology annotation, cellular component: intracellular membrane-bounded organelle. The transcript is spliced from 6 exons. Bases 74 to 3922 code for a protein of 1282 amino acids. Gene Ontology annotation, biological process: regulated exocytosis. The record is from RefSeq and is a predicted model, not a curated record. Gene Ontology annotation, molecular function: small GTPase binding.